This is a messenger RNA of Hyposmocoma kahamanoa, 2629 nucleotides long. RefSeq lists its product as uncharacterized. NCBI's taxonomy places the organism in Eukaryota, Metazoa, Arthropoda, Insecta, Lepidoptera, Cosmopterigidae. The transcript has 8 exons. Gene Ontology annotation, biological process: macroautophagy; cellular response to nitrogen starvation; autophagosome assembly. Bases 416 to 1156 code for a protein of 246 amino acids. The record is from RefSeq and is a predicted model, not a curated record. Gene Ontology annotation, molecular function: ubiquitin protein ligase binding. Gene Ontology annotation, cellular component: cytosol; autophagosome; autophagosome membrane.
AUUUAAAUAUCAAAUUUGAGCGUUAUAUUAACGCGUUAAAGCUGAUAGUCACGGUUGUUUUUCAUACAAAAUUAAAUCCGAAUUUUCGCCCACUGCGACUACUUUUUAUGUAGGUCAAUACAGAAUUUUACCAAUUAUAUAUAACUACCCACAUUUUGGUGAUAAAAACGUUUCAACUGUCCGCACAAAAGUCUACUUAACAAAUUUUUAACAUUUAUUUAAUCAUUCGUAAAAUUGAAAUACAUGAGACUCCGGGACCGUCGCGAGAUAUCGACUUAUGAGAAUGAUAAAAGCAGCAAAUAUAUUUACUUUGGCGCAGUUGAGCUUUGAACAGCAUUAGCGACACACCAUUUCUCAUUGUCGCAUUAAUAAACUUGUGUACGUUCAUAGCCGUGAAUCAAGAAGAAAGUACGACAUGAAACCGAGUAAAAUUCAAUAUUUUUUGAAACAUGAUGUCAACCACAAUCUUAAGGAGUUUAUCGAAGAGAAAAAGAGUUUUAAUAGUAGAAAACAAGAAGUAAUGGCAAUUAGAUCAAAAUACCCAAAUAAGAUACCGUUGAAGGUGGAAAGGUACCAUAGGGAGAAGACUCUACCGCAGUUGGAAAAAAACAAAUUUCUUGUACCAGAUUACAUAACGAUGUCACAAUUCCUAGUCAUUAUUCGAAAUAGAAUCAAACUGAGUCCUACUCAAUCGCUAUUUCUGAUAAUUAACAACACUUCCAUUUUGAGUUUAACUCUGACGAUGGCAGAGGCUUACGAGCACUUCAGCGAUUUGGACGGCUUUCUCUACAUCACAUACGCAUCCCAGGACUCCUUUGGAUACCAUGAUGAUAUAGGGUCGGCCCAAGAAGUCGAAGCCAUCAGACAUAGAUUCCCAAACAAAAUACCUCUUUAUGUUUCGCGGUACGAGAGAGAGCGCGAAGUGCCUGCACUUGGACGAAACAAAUUCCUAGUUCCACAAGAGCUCACCAUGUCGCAGUUCCUCUACAUCAUCAGCACAAAACUGAAGUUAAGGGACACACAAUCGCUGUACCUGCUAGUAAACGACAAGGUACUGGUGAGCCACAGUCUGACGAUGGCCCAAGCGUACGAACAGUUCCGCGGACCCGACGGAUACCUACACAUCACAUACGCUGCACAACAGGUUUUUGGUUGAAAAGCCCUCCACAAACUCGCUGGUCAUCCGUGCCAAUGGAAAGUAUCUAAUGUUCCUACUCCGCUCUUCUCAUAUUAUAAAGACUGAUAGUAUUUUACGUUUGUUUGUCAAGCCGAAGGAGUAUAAGUAAUUUAUGUACGUAUUAUUGUUAAGUGUCUAGUUAUUUGUAUUGAAUUUUCUGAUAAAAUAAAUCUCAGUAUGACAAUAUUAAAAUAUUUAUUGACAUUGCCAAAUUAUCAGUUUCAAACAACGCAUGAAGAUUGUCACCAAUAUUAAAUGAGGUGGUAGGUAAGAAACGUUUAAUAUAAUCAACUUCUCGAUACCUUACUUUCUCAAACUCGUAUCUCAUAAAGAGUUUAUUCAGGAGAUGGGAAAACUUUCCAUUUAUUUUAAAUUUCUUAUCAAGGGUGUUAAUUUGGAUGUAUUACUUUAAGAAUAGGUAAAAGCCAGUCUUUGAAUAUGAAAGAAAUGUGAUGUCAAAUCAGCUUGCAAAAUUUGUAUAUACAAUCCAUUUUUUGCAUUUCAGUAACUUUGUGCUGUAUGAUGCGAAUUUGAUAAAGUAAGGCGAUGUUUUGUUCUAAAACUACAGACCUAUCGCUUGACUGAGCCGGUUACUCGGUUACUAGCUUUGGUUAUAUACUCAAUGGGGAGGAGUACAGUUUACUUAACAGAGGGUCUACUCGUUGUUCGUCCGAAACAAUUAGUCUCAAAUUGGUAAUAUUCGACCAGAUUAUAAGACGCAUGCUUUUUACUUGACAAUUGUCUUUUGUUUUGGUCGAGUUUUACUUAUUUGAUAGUAAUAGGGAAUGUCGGCCGAAGAACAGGAGUAGACGUUUUUCCAUCUUCUAAGGAGUAGACCCCCAGUUACAGAGCUGCACACGAGAUAAUUGGAACAAGAUUUUUCUGUCGAUUUUCAAUAACAAAUUGAUUGAUAAAAGUGCCACAUGACUUGUCUAUUCAUUUCAAUUAUCAGUGCUAUAGUUUUUUUAUUAUCGUUUCACACAACAACAAUUGGCUAAGACUGUAGGCACUUUUGUCAAUCAACUUGCUAUUGAAUAUCGUCAGAAAAAUCUUGUUGAAAUUAUCUCGUGUGUAGCGCGACAUAACUGUUACGUAAACUGUCAUUCCUCUUGCACUGCGCAUCUACCUCUGAAUAAUGAAUACAGUAAUAAUAAAAUUUUAUUUUUCUGCCCAAACACAGUCACUUGUUCCUAUUUUUAAUUUAUAGCAGAAGUUGUUUUAAAAGUUCUCUGUUUAAGAUCUCACACAUUCUGCUUAAUGCUCAAUUUACAUUGCAACGUAAUGGAAGCGAAUUUUUAUAACGAUAUUGUACAUAGCAUCAUUAUGCUUUAUUAUGCAUUAUGCUUUAUUAUUUCAUUAAAUGUAUGUUCAAUAUGUAAUGUAUAAACUAGACACGAAUCAAAAAACAGGUCGCGAGCAUUACGCAGUUCUGCGGGAAUUCCGCAGCUGCAG